Molecule: messenger RNA, 621 nt
Organism: Protopolystoma xenopodis
Lineage: Eukaryota; Metazoa; Platyhelminthes; Monogenea; Polystomatidea; Polystomatidae
Source: the annotation of a GenBank genome assembly
UCUUCUGAUUGCCCAACCACGUGUAGCGAAGUGAUGGAUUCAUUUACAAAUGGACGGGGAUUCUGGAACGGUGAGGAACCUGGCAACGAUGAGGAUAAUCUUAUUACUGUCAAUUUGAUGGUGACAGGUCUUGAGGACAAUGCUUCAGACAGAGCCAUCAAGCAGGAAGCUUACGAUGUUGACGAAUAUGCUGACAUCAGUGAUGCCGAAGAGCCCCCCGAAUUUGGACCUUCCAGUUUGCCCUCGUUGCCUACCCGACAACUUCGGCCCAAUCAGGCACUUGCCUUCCCCCCUGAGCAAGGAAGAUUUGCAGAUGGUCACGAGGACCACAUUUUAGCGAGGAGUCUCGCCAUUCUAAUCAACCUAGAUGGACGGAAGUCAACGCAUGUUUCUUCCUCUCAGCUGAAUCAGCAAAACCGACGGCUCGGCCAGGCUGCAUUGUCCGCAACCUUCAGGUUCAAUAAAGGGAGCAUGCCAUACUUUUAUCCUGCAGCACACAAUCGUAUUGCGUCUCAUGAAAAUCAUUUCCCGGAACCUGAAAUUCCUGAGAUCGGCUCAAUCGUUCCGUCGUCUAAUUCAUCCGUCGAUAUCGGCGAAGACGUACUGACUCAACAGCUAUGA